Messenger RNA from Lethenteron reissneri (Far Eastern brook lamprey), 1795 nucleotides. It is a transcript of the gene UBE2F, whose product is annotated as ubiquitin conjugating enzyme E2 F (putative). Lineage: Eukaryota; Metazoa; Chordata; Hyperoartia; Petromyzontiformes; Petromyzontidae. The record is from RefSeq and is a predicted model, not a curated record.
AAUCUCCGGCUGGAGUGGAGCAGCAGUAGCAGGAGCAGCAGGAGGAGGAGUUGGCGACGAUGUUGACGCUGGCGCAGAAGAAGAAGCGGGACAGCAGUGGCGGUGGCGGCGCCGGGACCCGCAGCAGCAGCGGCGGUGGCGGCGUGGGGGGGAACCCGGCCUCGGUGGGAGAGGGAGGCGGCGGCGGCGGCGGCAGGCGGGUGUCGGUGCGGGACAAGCUGCUGCUCAAGGAAGUUGCAGAUCUGGCUUCAAACCUCCCAAACACAUGUAGGACAAACUUUCCUGACCCGAACAAGCUGCAUUUCCUACAGCUCACCAUCACGCCAGAUGAAGGCUACUAUGUCGGAGGGAAAUUUGAGUUUGAAGUCGAUGUCCCAGAUGCCUAUAACAUGGUGCCCCCCAAAGUGAAGUGCCUUACGAGAAUAUGGCACCCCAACAUCGCCGAGACGGGCGAGAUCUGCUUAAGUUUACUUCGUGAGCACUCGAUAGACGGUACUGGAUGGGCUCCCACACGCACGUUGAAGGACGUGGUGUGGGGUCUCAACUCCCUCUUUACGGAUCUGCUGAACUUUGACGACCCACUGAACAUCGAGGCUGCUGAGCAUCACCUGCGGGACAAGGACGAGUUCAGGAACAAGGUGCAGGAUUACAUCCGACACUAUGCAAGAUGACUCGAGCUGAUGAGGCCUUCGCAUGCUGCUUUUCUCCGGUCCGUCUUCUCGGAUGCACGGAACGGGAACGUGGGGAGGGACACGUCCGGGCCUGGCGCCGAAACUGCGUCCUGGUGGUGCGCGUGACCCCGUCCUGCACAACCUACGACCUCUCCUGCAUUAGCCCAACUCGAGCCGCCUGGCUACGGUGCGCGGAGGCACACGCAGGACUCCUGAUGUUCUCAAUCUACCCUGACGGAACACGCUCGUGAAACAACUAGGGCUGUCACAAGUGCAUCGGUAACACUGACAAGCACCUCCGUCGUUUACGAUUAAUCAGCCUGCCCGAUAAUCGGAUUUGUCAAUGGAUGUUGGUUUGCCAAAGUGGCACGGAGGGCGGCGGCGGCAGCAGCAGCAGCAACAGGCGAGAAUAUCUUGCUGAAAGUGCCAGGUCGGCACCACAGGGUGAUGGGUUCGAUGCCCGGUCUGCUUAGGCGCCUUACCUCAUUGCUGCCGUAGCAAAGCCGUGUUGAACGGCGCUGUAUGAAUAGAAUAAAAAAAUUACGAGAGCAAUGACAGCAUUCAUUCGUUAUCACCUUUUGAAAGUAAGCGAUGAAAUCUAUGAAUACUUGUUGAUUAUUCAAUGGCGUGGAAUAAUGUAGAUCAGCAAGUGACAGCCCUAGUCACAACUGUAGGUUUCCGCAACUGUGUCUCGCCGCCAAAGUCCCCAAACAUCGCACGUUUGCUUGGUUUUACGUUUCGUUGAACAUCGUGUGAGUUGAGGUUUCUUUUUUGCGGAUGUUGCUUUAAGGUUUGAGGGGCGAGCGUUCUCCGGAGGUCGUCGUGUUUUUAUGUCGCUUGCUGCUGUUUACCGUUACAAGGCGUUUUGUUUUGCACGUUCAGAAGUGACUUCCAGAAAAUGCAAUGUGAUAAUGAUCAUAAACGUGCCCCCACGCACCUCUGCAAUUGCAAAAGAACCACUUAUUGCAUCGCCGUUACAAACAAGCGUCGAGGAUGAAAGUGCUGAGCUGCAUUGCAGGAAGAGAAUGCGUCAUGAGCUGAUGUGUCGCUGAGUGUGUCACGAUGUACUGUUUACUUGGUUUGUUGCUUCUGUAACGCACAGCAAAUUGUUCAUUAAAAAGAAA